GUUUCCCAGUGAUUAUUGGAUGGGACUCGCUCCUUUCUCCUGAUUGGCGUUACCAUGGUGAGCGUUGCUAUGUGACGCUCCGUGUUAUAUCCAGGAAGACGCUGGCCUCAUCCAGGCGAAGCAAAGAGGGGAGAAAUGGAAGAUAACUUCCAGUUGGGAGACGCUGGAGCGGUGAAAAAUGUUGCAAAGUCUGGACGGAGAGCUCGCCUCACCGCAGAUCAGUCUUCGUUCGAGGAUUCUCGCUCCAUGAGGAAGUCCUCCACCGCUGCUUCAAUGGGAGAUGAUGAAGACGAGGCCCCCCCUCCUAAACCGGCUCGGCGGCAGGGUGGCUGGGCAGAAGAAAGCUCCGGGUCUGGAUCAGCCAAAUCCUCAAGACGGCCUGCAGCUGAGGAUCUGGAAGACCGCCGCCUGCAACCACAAACUCCCCAGGGAUCAGAUGAUGAAGGAGAUAUUCCAGUGAUUCCAGAUCUUGAAGAAGUACAGGAAGAAGACCUCACCAUGCAAGUUGCAGCUCCACCAAGCAUUCAGGUGAACCGUGUAAUGACCUACAGAGAUCUGGACAAUGAUCUGAAGUAUUACUCGGCCUUUCAGACCCUAGACGGAGAGAUCGACUUGAAGCUCCUCACCAAGGUUUUAGCGCCAGAGCAGGAGGUGAAAGAGGAUGAUGUGAGCUGGGACUGGGAUCAUCUGUUUACAGAGGUGUCCUCAGAGCUGCUGAUGGAAUGGGAUCAAGGAGAGAAUGAGGAGCAGGCUGCGUUGCCUGUAACAUGAGGAGAGGAGGUUUGGACUGAGACUUUGAAUGGCUCCAGUGGGAACUGGGUGAAUGUCCAUUACACAGAAGGGCCAGUGACUUUGGUUAUAUUAACUUUAAUUACUGUUUGUUAUCCAGGAUAUAUAUUCUGUAAAGUGUAUAUACAGCAUUUCUUGUAUUUUCCUAAAUAAAGUUCACUGUGUAGUGAACAGUGCGGUGUUGUCUGACCCUGUCUUUAUAUAGGUUUUAGAAUUUCUCCUUUUUUAUUGUUUGUUACUAUUUAACUUAAACAGCUAAAAGGCAAACUGCUUGUGUUUGAAAAGCCCCUGAAUCAAGCUGUCAUAGAUAAAAAAUGCCCUCCCUGUACUGUCCGCAUUAUCAGCAACCUCAUACAAGUCCAAGGUUGAUAAUCAGCUAAGCUGAAAUCCAGUUGAUUGUCUUCAAAUUAACAUUCCUCAUUAAAGCCCACAACCUUAUUGUUA
Molecule: messenger RNA, 1233 nt
Organism: Hippoglossus stenolepis (Pacific halibut)
Lineage: Eukaryota; Metazoa; Chordata; Actinopteri; Pleuronectiformes; Pleuronectidae
Gene: ift43
Product: intraflagellar transport protein 43 homolog A
Exons: 10
Coding region: 136-771 (211 amino acids)
Biological process (GO): intraciliary retrograde transport
Cellular component (GO): intraciliary transport particle A; cilium
Source: RefSeq, a predicted model, not a curated record